AUGCAAAACAUUACUCCACAAUCUGCCAAAAUAUAUUCAGAUGAUGUAGAGAACUCUACUAUGUACAAUAAAAAUCUAGCUCUCCAUUCUUGGUCAAACGCUAACAUUGAAAAUUUCCUUAAAAUGAGAAAAUAAACUCUGAUUCUUGAAUAAACGACUUUCAUAAAGCUAAGAUAAAAACAUUUUUUUUUAAAUCUAUCUUUUAUAAUUAUAAUAUUAGAUAUAUAGCCCGACCCUGCUUUGGAUCGGGAUUGUCUGAUCUCUCUCGACGUCAGAUGGGAGUUGGCAAAGCCAACUCCCAAGAUGACAAAUCUCCAACAAAAAGAGGAUUUGUCAUCUCCCCAUCUGACGUCAGACAAGCCUGAACUAAAGCAGGAGUCGGGCCAUGCUAGUAAAUAGCUUCUAGGUAAUUUAAUGAGAUUUCUAGCAUACUUGCUAAUAGAUGUGCGCUCACUAGCACAUAAUUUUGCAUGGGUAAUUUUUUAAAAUAAUAACUAUAAAUAAUUUUUCAAACCCGUCCUUGUUCGAAUGACAACUGGCCACUCUAUAUUAAUGAGAAGUAAGGAAAGUCUACGAGUUCACAAAUGUAAAUAGAAGUCACAUUUUUGGCGGUCCAUUACAAAGAGAUGAAGCCUUUCUUCUCAAACUUAAAAAAGAAGAGCAGCAAAGAGAGCUUCAACUAUGCUUAAAAGCCCAGAUUGAAGAAAAAAACAGAAUAAAAGAGCAAGAAAAGAAAUCUCUUCGAAAUUUUGAAAAUAUUGACACAAAGCCAGAUCAAAAAGAAACCCAAGAAGCCUGCCAUGAAAAUUUAAAAUCUCCAAUUGACACAGAAACUUCCACUGCUGAACAAGAGGUAGCGAAAAGCCCUAUUCCAGCUUUAGGCUCAGAAGUUACAAUAGAAAAUUUAGAUUAUCUUAAUAGUCUCUGCAAAGAACUGAAAAAUGAGCAAGAGAAACUAUCUCCCCUUUAAAUUGGAACGUAAGAUUUCAUUUUUUGGGUACUUAACUCCUUUAAAUUUUUUCAUUGAAAAAUUUUAUCGGCAAAUAUGCUAAUUUUAAUAAAUUAGUUUUUGUCUAAUUUAAUAAGUAUAAUAUUAUUUAAACUGUUUUCACACUCAAUCGAUUAAAUUUUUGAUUAAUUCUUCAUAAAAAUAAUUAAAAUUCAAAAAUAUUGUUCAAUAUACUUUUAAAAAUUUUAAAUAAAGAAAAAUUUAUAUACAAUAUUUUUAAAACAAAAUAAACCCUCCUUUUGAAUUGAAAUAGAAUUCUUGGUUCCAAUUAAAUGGAGGAGUAAAAGGAAAAAUAAAAGAUCAAGAAAAUGUGAUCCAAGAAUUGAAAACUACAAAUAAAGAAAAACCAAGAACAGCGUCUGUUAGAAACAGAACUCCUAGCAAGAGGAUUAAAAUUUCGCCUUCAACUAGUAAACCGAAUAAGCUGAAAGAGCAACAUGAAGCUGAAAAGGCAAAAAUUGCCAAAAUAGAAGAAAGAAUUGCGAAUGCUAGAAAGAAAAAAGCAGAAAGCAAGCCUAAAAGCGCAAUUUUGAAAAGAAGAUCUAGCGACUCCAGUGAAAAAAGCGUCAUCAAAAUACCUGAAACCGCUAAGCCUAUAAGUCCUCCCUCACAAAGAGUGAAAAGUGCAAUCAUCAAGCCAGCGAUUCCUUUAUCCCCUGUAGUUCCUCAAACAAAGGUGCAAGUUUCUGAAGCAUUAGACGCACUUGAAGGAAAAAAUCUGGACAAUGCCAGUCAAAGCUAUUUUAUUUUCCCUGAUAGCGAUGGCGAAUUCUUCAAUGAGGAAAUGGAAAAACUAGCAGUAGAUAAUGAAAGGAGAAGUCCUAUUGAAAUUCAGCAUACCUAUGCUAGGAGCUGUGAUGAGGAAAAACCUGAAGUGCCUAAUACGUUUUUGGUAUUCCGCAAACAGGAAAGACCUUUGCUUAUGAAUAAAUCAGGAUUUCCAUGUGAUAUUUUUAGAAGACCUAAAUAA
Messenger RNA from Blepharisma stoltei, 1979 nucleotides. The record is from the annotation of a GenBank genome assembly. NCBI's taxonomy places the organism in Eukaryota, Ciliophora, Heterotrichea, Heterotrichida, Blepharismidae.